CUUGCAUUUAUCUUGUUCGGCUAUGACCAAGGAGUGUUCUCCGGCAUUGUUGGAAACGCAGACUGGCGCAAGACAUUCGGUUAUCCAGGAAGUGGACUCGAAGGCAUUAUUGUCUCAAUAUACAACCUCGGUGCCUUCAGUGGAUGUAUUCUAGCCUUCUUGGGCGGAGAGAAAGCUGGUCGACGUCUGUCCAUGUGGAUUGCCAUNGGUUUUCAUUGUAUGCUCCAGUAUUACUCCUACAGCGUACCGCAAAUCCUCGUCGCUCGUUACGUUACUGGAAUCGGAACUGGUAUCGAGACCAGCACUGUUCCUAUGUACCAAAGCGAAUUGGUCGAAGCACACAAGCGUGGUCGUGUCGUCAGCUCUGAACCACUGUUCGUUGGUGUUGGUAUCGUCAUCGCCUACUUCUUCGACUAUGGAAUCGCCUACGCUGGAGCANNGGUUGUCGUCUUCAUGGUCCUUGGUGUUCCCGAAUCACCUCGAUAUCUAUACAAAGAAGGCCGCAACGAAGAGGCUUUGCAAGUUUUAUGCGAUGUAUACAAUGGAACACCGGACGACCCCAAGAUUGCAAAAGAACAGAAAGAUAUCCUUGAUGCUCUGGCAUUGGAACGCGUACAUGGCGAAUACAAGUACGUUGUCCGUAUGGUUCAGAAUCUGAAACGAUGGUCACUGACAGAGCUGUUCACAGGNUGGAGUCAAAUUCUCAAGCGAGACGACGUGCAGACCGGUAGACGUGUGCUUCUUGCCUAUGGCAUGCAAUUUAUGAAUCAGAUCGGAGGUAUAAAUCUGGUCGUCUACUAUGUUCCAAGCGCCCUGCAGUACAACGUCGGUUUAUCGCAUAACUUGGCCCUUCUCAUCGUUCAANGGUGGGUUUGUCCAAUGCUGUUUUUUCAUUGGAUCACUGGUUCCAACAUUCUUCCUCGACAGAAUGGGCAGAAGACGUCGAGCGAGACUGACAACGCCUUGAGNAUGCUUAUAUUCGGUGCAUCGGCAAAUUGCAUCCCAUGGGUCUAUGUUCCUGAAAUCCUACCUCUUCAUGCAAGAGCAAAGGGCACAGCUAUUGGCAUUUCCUCAAACUGGCUCUGGGCAAGUAUUACACCUUACCAUUUGGAAUUCCAUCCUCUGACCACUGCUGACCUCGGUGCANNGAACUUCGUGGUUGUCAUGAUCACGCCAACUCUCCUCAACAACUUGAAGUUCAAAGCCUACUUUAUCUUCAUGUGCACGAAUUUGGCAUUUGUGCCUCUGGUAUACUUCUGCUACCCCGAAACCUCCAAUUUGACUUUGGAAGAAGUCGACUACCUCUUUGUGAAAGAAGGAAGAGAAGGGAUUCAUAAAUUCACUGGACGUAGUCAACCCGUCAGAAUCAGUCUGAGCGGAGACGUCGAACAAGGCACCAAGGAGAUGAUGCAUGAUGAGAAGAGAGGCAGUGAGGGUGGUGCUGCAUUCGUGGAGGAUGUCAACAAGGUCGAGAAGUAG
Molecule: messenger RNA, 1479 nt
Organism: Aureobasidium musti
Lineage: Eukaryota; Fungi; Ascomycota; Dothideomycetes; Dothideales; Saccotheciaceae
Source: the annotation of a GenBank genome assembly